Messenger RNA from Brenthis ino (lesser marbled fritillary), 2238 nucleotides. NCBI's taxonomy places the organism in Eukaryota, Metazoa, Arthropoda, Insecta, Lepidoptera, Nymphalidae. The record is from the annotation of a GenBank genome assembly.
AUGAGUACGAUGGAUGAAAUUGAAGAAGAAUCGAAAGCAGCAGCGGAAAAAAUGGUCAUGAAUAUGAUGCAACGACCAGGACAACUUGAGAAAGUUGAACAGUAUAAAAAAAGAAUAACACACAAGAAAGCUUCAAUUGAAGCCCAAUUAAAAUCUGCAGUGCAAGGGAAACUUGAUGGUGUUAGUGUUGGAUUAAGGCAAUUACAAGAAUGUCUAGAUGAUGUACAACAAAUUAGUGUGAAAAUGGAUGAGCUAGAAGAGUUAUUAAAAGGUGUUCCACCUCUAGUUGCAUCUUUACAAGCUGUAAGAGAGGAAGACUCCAGACAUUCUCAAUAUGUUACUGCUAUGGACAGUUUGAAGCAUAUAUUUACUGUACCAGAAAGUGUUGCCAAAACCAAACAGUGGAUUGGUGAAGGGAAAUUAUUGCAUGCUCAUCAGUGUCUGAGUGAUUUGGAAAAUUCAAGAGAUGAUUUACUGUAUGAACUGCAUAGAUUGCCUAAUCAAUCAUCUCAUGACAAAAUUAUGUUAAAAGCAUAUUUUGAAGAUGUUGAGAUGGUUUCAAACUUGCUAGAGAAGCAAAUAAAGCUAAUUUUAGCAAGAACAUUAAAUACUGUCCGUAAGGAGCCUACAGUUAUUGUGACUGCUUUAAGAAUAAUUGAAAGAGAAGAAAAACGAGACCAAAUGGCAAUUCAGCAACAGGACCAGUCUGGGUUUAUGCCUCCAGGGCGGCCUAAAAAUUGGCGGACAAAAGCCUUUGAAGUAUUAGAAUGUGCCGUCGCUCAAAGAGUCGAAGGGACUCGUGUUGAUGAGCGAGAAGAUAAUAAGCUGUGGCUAAUCAGAUAUCUUGAGUUAACAAGAAUGCUCAUAUUAGAAGACUUGAGAGUCGUCAAAACACUAUGUGUACCAUGUUUCCCACCUCACUAUGAUAUUGUCAACAAAUAUGUUAACAUGUACCAUACAUGUUUGUCAACUAGUUUACAAGAUAUAGUCCAAAAUGGCUUGGAAGGAAAUGAGUAUGUGACAUUAUUGUCCUGGAUUCUAAAUACCUACUCGGGUGUGGAACUGAUGGGAAGCCCAGAAGUGAAUGUGGACGUUUCCACAUUACCCCCAUUGUUAAGCAACGAAAUUAUGCAGAAAUUACAAGAUGAAUACUUACAGAAAAUGGAGUCGAACUACAUGGAGUGGAUGGAGAAGGCGCUGGAGGCGGAGCGCGCGGAGUGGCGCGGCGAGCGCUCGCCCGACGUGGAGCCGCACACCAGCGCCUACCACACGCACGCGCCCGUCAUCAUCUUCCAGAUGAUCGACCAGAACUUGCAGGUCACCGAAACUAUAAGUAAAGAGAUUACUCAUAAGGCCUUGCUGUUAAGUAUUGAUCAAGUUACUCGUUUUGGACAUAUGUACAGAGAUGGCGUAAUACAAUUUAAGGAGACGCACUUCGCGGACCGGUCGCGCGUGGCGUACUUCACGCACCACAUGAUCACGAUCGUCAACAACAGCGAGCAGAUGCUGCGCCUCGCCGCGCAGACGCAGCUGCGGCGCCGCGCGCCCGCCGACGCCGGCUUCGCGCGCCUGCUGGACGUCUUCCAGAAAUUAAGAGAUGAAGCAGCUCAAUUCUUAUUAGAUGAGGCGUUCUUGGAUUUGGAAGAACAUUUUGACGAUCUGUUCACUACCAAAUGGCUCACAUCAAGCAUUCCAGUCGACACCAUCUGCGUAACACUCGAAGAUUAUUUCCAAGAUUAUAAUCAUUUAAGAGAGAAAAAUUUCGAGUAUGUUAUCAAUGAAGCCCAAAAUCUUGUGUAUAAGAAGUAUAUAACAGCAAUGUUGUCGAAGAAAAUAACAUUCAAAACUGUCGAGGAGGCUCAGCAGGCUGCUACUAAGAUCGUAAAAGAAGCGAAUCAGAUUAGAUCAUUCUUUAGGAAAAUAGCAUUGAACGCGGAAGGUGUCAAUGUGGACUGGCCGUUUGAUGUCAUUAAAAUGUUGGCUGAGGUGAUCCGUUGCCAGGACAUCGAGAUGCUCUCGCUGGACCUGCACGGGCUGUUGGAGAAGUGUCCGGACGUGUCGGAGGAGCAGCUGGUGCGGCUGCUGGCGCUGCGCGGGGAUGUGCCGCGCGCGCACGUGCGCGACACGGUGGCGCAUGCGCGCGCCGCGCACCGCCCGCGUGCGCCCCCGCUGGCGGCCACGCCGCGACUGUUCGCCGGCAUCACAUUUAGCGACAGGCUGCUGUCACACUUCACACUA